Messenger RNA from Sesamum indicum (sesame), 2968 nucleotides. RefSeq names its product mitogen-activated protein kinase 15. Lineage: Eukaryota; Viridiplantae; Streptophyta; Magnoliopsida; Lamiales; Pedaliaceae. Gene Ontology annotation, molecular function: ATP binding; MAP kinase activity. Gene Ontology annotation, biological process: protein phosphorylation. The record is from RefSeq and is a predicted model, not a curated record.
GAAACAGUAGAAAACACAGACCACUUGUCCAAGCUCUUUCUCUCUCUUUCUCUAAAAGAUCCAAAACUGUAAAAAGCAUUUAAAAUCCUCAGUUUCUCUCACUAAAACCAUUCACUUUGAGGAGUUUUUUUUUUUUUUAUCUUCUUCUUACAUUAGAGAUCAUCGCCAAAGAUCUAGGAAAACUCCCAUUUUUCCAGCUACAUAUAUAUAUAUUGAUUCAUCAUAUAAAUUUUCACCCCUUUUAAAAACAAAAAUCUCUUUCUUUUUUCUUCUACCCAUAUAGGGGAAGUCUGCAGCUUUGGAAACCCAUUAAAGAUUGCAUUUAUAUACUCAAAUAUGAGUUGUCGACAGGUUUCUGAUCAGACCCUUUUCUUUUAUCAUCGAGUUUGAGGUUUUUCUUCAAAAUAUCAUCUGGGGUUUCUUUAAGAUUCAUCUGUAUUUGUGUUCUGAAGUCUUUUCCUUUUCCGAUCCAAAAUAAAUUUGGGAUUUUUGCUGAGAAGUCAGCUCUCUUUUUGUGGGUUCGUGUGAUCUAAUCUAGCUCAGCGUUAGUGUAGAUUCCUUCUCGUAGAUGCUUUUUGGAUAAAAUAUGCAGCCUGAUCAGAGAAAAAAGGCAUCUGGAGAUGUAGAUUUCUUCACAGAAUAUGGUGAAGGAAGCAGAUACAGAAUUGAGGAAGUAAUUGGUAAAGGUAGCUACGGCGUCGUCUGCUCAGCUUAUGACACCCAUCUUGGAGAAAAAGUUGCAAUUAAAAAGAUAAAUGAUAUCUUUGAACAUGUAUCUGAUGCCACAAGAAUUCUUCGGGAGAUUAAGCUUCUUAGGCUUCUACGUCAUCCAGAUAUUGUGGAGAUCAAACAUAUUUUGCUGCCACCUUCUAGAAGAGAAUUCAAGGACAUAUAUGUUGUGUUUGAACUGAUGGAAUCUGAUCUCCACCAGGUCAUUAAAGCAAAUGAUGACUUGACUCCAGAACAUUAUCAAUUCUUUCUCUAUCAGCUUCUUCGAGGCUUGAAAUACAUACAUACAGCUAAUGUGUUUCACCGAGACUUGAAGCCAAAAAAUAUCUUGGCAAAUGCUGACUGCAAACUGAAGAUUUGUGAUUUUGGCCUCGCAAGAGUGGCUUUCAACGACACUCCUACUGCAAUAUUUUGGACUGAUUAUGUUGCAACUAGGUGGUAUAGAGCUCCUGAAUUGUGUGGGUCUUUUUUCUCUAAGUAUACACCCGCAAUUGACAUUUGGAGUAUCGGGUGCAUAUUCGCCGAACUUUUGACUGGGAAACCUCUAUUCCCCGGAAAAAAUGUGGUUCACCAAUUAGACCUGAUGACUGAUCUCUUGGGAACUCCGCCUCCUGAAACCAUUGCAAGGAUAAGAAAUGAAAAGGCUCGGAGAUACUUAAGCAGCAUGAGAAAGAAGAAGGCGAUUCCGUUGUCCCACAAAUUUCCAAAUGCCGACCCCCUUGCUCUUCGCUUGUUAGAAAGAAUGCUUGCUUUUGAUCCUAAGGACAGACCUUCUGCAGAAGAGGCUCUUGCAGAUCCAUACUUUCGGAACUUGGCUAGAGUUGAGAGAGAGCCUUCCGCGCAACCGGUUACUAAAAUGGAAUUUGAAUUUGAAAGGCGAAGGAUUACAAAGGAGGAUGUUAGGGAGUUGAUAUAUAGAGAGAUUCUUGAAUAUCACCCAAAGAUGUUGAAAGAGUACUUAGAGGGAGCUGAACCAACAAGCUUCAUGUAUCCAAGUGCUGUUGACAAAUUCAAGAAGCAAUUUGCAUAUCUUGAGGAGCACUAUGGAAGCGGAGCCGCCGCGCCACCCGAGAGACAACAUUCCUCAUCUUUACCCAGGCCAUGUGUAUUAUACUCCGAUAACUCAAACCAGAACUUGUCCGACGUAACCAAUGAUCUCUCUAAGUGCUCCAUUAAAGAAGUCGAGAAGCCACAAGUUGAUCGAUCCGUACUUCCCAUGACGAGAUUACCUGUCCAAGUUCCUCAAAGUAUCCAAGCAAGGGGAGCUGCAAGGCCAGGCAAGGUCGUUGGUCCUGUUUUACGCUACAACAACUGUGGGGUGGCCGCAGCGUCGAUGGAGGCAACUGAACAGCGGAAAAUGGUCAGAAAUCCCGGUAUGCCAGCUCAGUACAUCGUCCCUGGCUCUUCUUACCCGAGAAAGCACCCUGGCUGCAAGAGUGACGGUGGUGAAGGCAUUGCUGAAGGAUCUAACGGACUGCAGCCAAAGCCUGAUCUGUACAUGGCAAGGAAAGUUGCUGCUGCUCAAAGUGGAGCCGGAAGCCACUGGUAUUAACUUCUUGACACGAAAACGACCAACAAGAGCGGGUUCAAGCUGCCGAGUUUAAGAACACACGUUGGCACUACUGGAGUUAGUUGGCCAGCUGUAAGUUCAGUACGUUUGACGGAUCUCAAGAAUACUGUCUUCUGGAUACUAAAUUAAGGGAUAAUAACAUAUAUACCUAUGAGGUUUGGCAUAUUAUAAAAAAAUCACUUGAUUCUGGAAAAUUACACAAUGCCCCUUGUAUUUAUAUUUUACAUUACAGAUUCUCUCUAGCGACUUAUUUUUUAGGGGGAAUUUGUAAUAUAAGACAUGAUUACGGGGGGUGCUGUGUAACUUUUCGAAGUCGAUGGUUCAUUUUGUAAUAUGCUUAAACUGAAGUCUUAGCCAAGAUUGUACAGUUAAAGCGACUCGUUGAAUGUCUGUAAUAACCUUGUAAGGAUACUUAUCUACGGUGGUCGAUAUUCAGUGUUGCAGCAGAUGGAAGUCGGAGAUGCAGAAACGGGCAAUGAAGCCGACGAAGAGCAGAAGUAAUCUUAACACCACCUGGUUGAUUUUACUUCAUUUUAUGACCUUCUGACUGACAAAAUUCAUGUUGUUCGUUGUACUUAGUAUCUUUUCGUGUAAUUUAAUAAUUAACAUUUGCUAAUCUGUGUGAAUCUAUGAACUCGAGUACAAAACAUGUUAAUUCUUUGUCUUAAA